This is a messenger RNA of Phytophthora sojae, 801 nucleotides long. RefSeq lists its product as hypothetical. The record is from RefSeq and is a predicted model, not a curated record. The transcript has 2 exons. Bases 1 to 801 code for a protein of 266 amino acids. NCBI's taxonomy places the organism in Eukaryota, Oomycota, Peronosporomycetes, Peronosporales, Peronosporaceae.
AUGGCUGGAAGGAAGGAAGCACGUGAAGGUGGACGCGGAGGCGGACGCGGUGAGGCGUCGUGUCAGUCGCGUCGAGGACAAGGGCUGCCGCCGGAGGAGCACAAGGCCCUGGACGAGGUUGUCCGGGAGGCUUGGAAGGCUGGCGCGAAGAAGCGCAAGGCGGCCCUGGAAGAGAAGAAGGCGUCGGCGGCCGAUCAAGAUCAAGCGGCCCCGGAGUCCUCCGUUCUGGAUGCGCACCUAGCAAAUCAGGAUGAGGUUCCGGAGGCGGACUCGACCGAGUCUGUGCCGGCCGGCACCGAAUGUGUCCCAGACCCGGUGACGGGACUGGAUGAGGGUGAGAACACACAGGAUGAUGAACUCGCCCAGGCGUCUGUGGGAGGCGCCGAUGAGGUUGAGCCCCCGGCUGAGGAUCGAGUUUCGGACUCUCCCCAGCCGGAUGAUGAAGUCAAGAUUCUGGACGAAGCCCCGACGAUCAAGCACGAAGGCCCGCUGUCGACUGUCCAAGAAGACGGCGUACUGAAUGACGAAGCCGAGAUCCGGUCUGCUCUCGCGCAAUCCAGUCCGGCCGCGACCGCCCAAGCUCCCGCGCUCAAGAUUGAAGCCCAAUCCAGUCCGGCGCCCUCGGAUUCCCGAGGACCCGACGAGACCAAGGCUCAAGUGAGCGAGGCUCAGGCGAAGGCGUACGUGGCCGAACAAGUGCGUCGCUGGGAGCAGCAUCGUGAACGUGCUGCCGUCUGGCACUUUAAGCAGCUGUUUGCUCAUAUCGCGAAAUGGAAGGAAAAGAAGCUCCGAGGCGAAUAG